Messenger RNA from Cyprinus carpio (common carp), 2446 nucleotides. Its product is annotated as bridging integrator 3-like. Gene Ontology annotation, biological process: endocytosis; plasma membrane tubulation; actin cortical patch localization. Gene Ontology annotation, cellular component: actin cortical patch; cytoplasm. Gene Ontology annotation, molecular function: protein binding; lipid binding. Lineage: Eukaryota; Metazoa; Chordata; Actinopteri; Cypriniformes; Cyprinidae. The record is from RefSeq and is a predicted model, not a curated record.
AGUUUAAAUCCUCUCGACCUCUGACUUGCAGUAAACUUAUCCACUUCCUGCUCGCCGUCCCAGUCUUAAUAGACUGAAAAGGCGAUGUGUUUGAAGGAAAGGGAUUCUAUUUCGAUUGAUUUGGGCUGAACUUGAGCACAAGAUGAGCUGGAUUCCUUUCAAAAUCGGACAACCAAGGAAACAGAUUGUUUCGAAAACGGUUGAAAGGGACUUUGAGCGGGAAUAUGAGAAGCUCCAAAAGUUGGAAGAACAGACGAAGAAGCUGCAUAAAGACAUGAAGAAAAGCACAGAGGCUGAUUUAGCAAUGUCUAAAGCAGCAGUGAAGAUCUCCGGGGACUUGUUGAGCAAUCCGUUGUGUGAGCAAGAUCAGGCUUUCCUUGAAUCCAUGAAUGCUUUGGAUACAGCCAUGAAGAGAAUGGAUGCGUUCAAUCAGGAGAAGGUCAAUCAGAUUCAGAAGACCGUGAUCGACCCUUUGAAAAAGUACAGCAAUGUCUUUCCCAGUCUGAACAUGGCGGUAAAACGCAGGGAACAGGCUCUUCAAGAUUAUAAGAGACUUCAGUCUAAAGUGGAGAAAUAUGAAGAAAAAGAGAAGACGGGGCCCAUCAUGGUCAAACUCCAUCAGGCCAGGGAAGAACUGAAGCCCGUCAGAGAAGACUUUGAAGCCAAGAAUAAGCAGUUAUUGGACGAGAUGCCCAAGUUCUACAACAGCCGCAUCGACUACUUUCAGCCCAGCUUUGAGGCUCUGAUACGAGCUCAGGUGGCCUAUUUUACGGAGAUGCACAAUAUCUUCACUGAACUGACGGAUCAGAUUGAUCAGGGCGGUCUGACGGAUGAACAGAGAAAGCAAGAGAACGAGGCCAAACUGAACGAGUUGCGCGCGCUGUCCAUCGUGGCCGACGACUGAGACAGAAAACAUCCUGUUACCCAAGUCUUACUCUGUUAUAAUGAAGUCACGGCCACAUUUAUUUAUUUCUCUUUUUUCAUUGAUAAUGUAGAAGUCUUGUUUUGUAUAUCUUUGUCAGAUGAAGCCAUCAGAAAACACUAAUGAUACUGUAAAACUUUUUAAACGUGUUCAGAUUCUCAUAUACCCAUGAAAUGUGGUUUCUUAGCUGGAAUUAAUUACGUGUUCUUGUUUCCAGUUACUAUUUGCUAAUCAAACUUCCUGUGUUUCAAUUCUUUCAGUCAUUACAACUGACCAAAGAUUGAAGUUCUAACAAAUCAUUUACAUGUUUAUCUCAAAGCUUUCCCAUUUACCAGAGGCCAAAAUAAUAAGCUAUAAUAUGCUAAAACUUAGUUUUCUAUCCAUGAUGAACAUUUUAUUUGUUGUCUGUAGUUCAAACGCUACAAUUGUAUGUUCUUCAGCUUUUUAAAAGUAUCUUCAGAAAACAGUGUAACACUGGAUUAGUGCUGAGAAUUUUUGAUGACUGAGAUCUUGGAAAAAUGUUACAGUGUGAUUGUCUGUUAACAGAAAUCAUGCUCGCCUUAGAAUCCACAUCAGCGCUGCUCUCAGAAACCGUGAUGGUCUACAUGCAUUUAAACGAUACUCUGCCUCCCUCUACUGACACGUGAAACAUUUUUCUUGUUUUUGUACCUGACCUUUGUUUGUGUUCACUGUAUUUGUAAUGAAGGAAAGACCAGUAGUCUUACAGCCAUAUUACACGAGAUGUUUUUUUAAGCUACACAUUUUCAUCUCAAUGUCAGUGUUGUGAAUUGCAUCAGUUACUGACAAUCACUAUAUAGUGAAGCGGUUUGAAACUGGAAAAGUCUUGAUUGUAUAAACAGAUUAUUGGUUGGGUUUGACAAUAUUUAAAUUGGAUUAUUAAUGUGCCUUCACAGUAGGUUAUGUUGCUCACUGUGGUUUGAUGUAAACCUGAAUUCAGUGCAAGUCCCGUUGGAUAAAGCGUCUACCAAGCAACUGAAUGUAAGCGUUACACAAUGUUUUUACAUUCCUGCUUUGCUUUUAAAAGAAAUGUUUAACUUCUGAAAUAAUCUAAAACAUUUUCUCUAAGACUCUGGACCACAGCCUUAUGAUUUCCAAAAAUGUGUGCAUUAUGCAUCUUUCCAUUUAUCAAGUUGUUUUCCUUUAAACAAACUGUUUGCUGUUGUUUAAUUGUCAAACAUUCUUACAGUAAACUGUCUGCAAAUUCCUGAUUUUAACUCCUUUAUCUUGCCAUCCGAGCCUUUUUAAUAAAAACGAUGUCCAGUACACUCACUGCAGUCUGGGCAGGAUUGUGAUUCUCUUGGGAAUGAACCAGUUAAGUAUUUUUGUAAACACCAGCUCAGCGUCCUAAUGCCUUUCUCUAAAGCACAGUUUCCUGAAUGAACAUGAACUGAUCAGAUCUGCAGGUGAAGAACAGCUGUGUCAGAGCUGUGAUGGGUAUACACAGGAAAAUCUGUAAUAAGGCAUUGUCUUUAUUCUUCUGUCAAUAAAAUGAAGUAAAAUACA